GCGGCUCGGCCCGGUGUCAUGGCGGCGGUGGUGGUGGCCCCCAGCCCGCUCCCGCCCGGCGCCCGCGCUCCGCAGGUCGACCCUGCUGCCUCCGAGGUAGCGAGCAGCGCCCUGCGCUGUCUGGCCGGGCUGGCGGGGCAGCUUAAUCUCGGAGAGGAUAUUGUGAAAGUUGUAAUCGAUUGGAGCAAGCUUCAGAGCACAUCAGCACUUCAGCCAGCCUUGCUCUUUAGUGCACUUCAGCAGCAUAUUUUAUGUUUACAGCCUCUCUUAGAAAAACUCCAGUCAUUGAUCAAAGAGGAAAAUAUGGGCCAUGUUGAACCUGCAGGUAAAACAGAAAGCCGAACAUGUUUAGAUGUUUAUGAUGGUAACAGUCAGACUGAAGAAAAAUAUGGAAGUUAUGACUUGAGAGAUCUGAAGGAUGCUCAUUUUAAUUUUGAUCCAGAAGUGGUCCAAAUAAAAGCUGGAAAAGCAGAAAUUGACAGGAGGAUAUCAGCCUUCAUCGAGAGGAAACAAGCCGAGAUCAAUGAGAAUAAUGUCAGGGAAUUUUGCAAUGUUAUUGAUUGUAAUCAAGAAAAUAGCUGUGCCAGAACAGAUGCAAUUUUCACACCCUAUCCUGGAUUUAAAAGUCAUAUAAAGGUUUCUAGGGUAGUAAAUACAUAUGGACCUCAGACUAGAUCUGAAGGAACGCAUGGGUCCAGUCACAAAGCCAGUGUACCCAUGCAUGAUUGUGGAAACCAAGCUGUCGAGGAGAGAUUGCAAAACAUUGAGGCACACUUACGGUUACAAACAGGUGGUCCAGUUCCAAGAGACAUUUAUCAGAGAAUUAAGAAGCUUGAAGAUAAAAUCCUUGAGCUGGAAGGACUGUCUCCUGAAUAUUUUCAAUCUGUAAGCUGUUCUGGCAAGAGGCGAAAGGUUCAAUCUCCCCAUCAGAGCUAUUCACUGGCUGAACUUGAUGAAAAGAUCAAUGCUAUAAAACAGGCAUUACUGAGGAAAACAAAAGAAAGCAAGUCCAAGGAGGCUGAGCAGCUUCUUCGAUAAAAGUGUUUUCAGAAUCCUCAUCAUGAUUUACACAUACCUGAACCAUAGAUCUGAGCAGUGUUCGUCAGACAUGACUAGCAAUGAAGACAAAGCAUUGCACAUAAGCUCCUUUUGGAUGAUCUUGAAAGCUUUCAGACUAACUUGUUUAAAAGCAGCUUUAUUAAUGAAAUAGUUACUUUAAAAUGAAGAAUGUUUCAGGAAUAAUAAUAAUAAUAAUAAUCUGUUCCCUUCUGUUAUAAAGGAGGACUGCAGCAUUGUUAGUAUUUGAAAAGUCUUAACCUGCACACAAAAGCUACGUCUCACAUGCAAUUCUUGGUGAUUAAGUAUUCAAAAGGACUAUCUUUUGGAUACUGUUCAUGUAAGUAGUUUGAAUAGACCUGUGAAAUUAUAUUAAAUACUUCCUUAGAAAUAAACUGACUUGGGAAAAAAAAUUACCAAAACCUUGCAGAAGGAAUGCUUACCUGUGGGGUUUUUUCUGUAUUUAUCACUGUUUGUACAGCUGUUAGAAAUGCAGCAAAUUGCAUUUUUGUGUGACAGGUAUUUAUGGAAAUACUAUAUGUGUAAAUAAAAACAACUGUUCUUCACUUUCA
This is a messenger RNA of Pseudopodoces humilis (Tibetan ground-tit), 1628 nucleotides long. RefSeq names its product MAP3K12 binding inhibitory protein 1 (gene MBIP). Lineage: Eukaryota; Metazoa; Chordata; Aves; Passeriformes; Paridae. The record is from RefSeq and is a predicted model, not a curated record.